UAUGCAAUGUCAAUGAGUCAAUUGUUAUUCUUUCAAGUAACCACAUUAUUAUUACUUUUUUAACAAUUGAAUUGACGACACUUUGACGUUUUGGGUAGGUACUCCAUUUUAAAAGCCUUUGCGUCAGUGUUGGUCAAAUUGUUGCGUAAUUCUCAUCCAUAAUAAAUUAGGUCGAGGUUACUAAACUAAACUAAACUUGACAGUUUUCCCAAAUUUCGCGCUGCUCUCUGUUUUGUAAAGAAUGCGAUCUCCUCCACAAACUCGAGAAUCUCACAUCAUCCUGCGUAAUGUUUGAACACGGACCAAGGUGCGAUUGUAGUUUGUCGCUGCGAAUUUGGGCACGUGAUAAGUUAGUCACAUGCACAAUUUUACCGCGAAAUGAUGUUUUACGUCCCGCAUUUUCCGAUCGUGUUCUAAUUUCCAAACACUUUGCGUCAGCUACGCGCCUACCUUUUCUUUUUUGGGGAUCGCACGCGGGCGCUCAAAAUCGACAAAAUUUUGAGGUUAAGUACGAUUCGUUCGCGCGUCAUUUUGAGCCGUACAGGGUGGCCCGAAUCGCAUUCGGUUGUUUUUCGAUAUGGACUUCGUCAUCGGCGGAAUGGCGGCCUGUGGCGCUUCCGUGUUUAGCAAUCCCCUGGACGUACUCAAGACGCGCAUGCAACUACAGGGCGAGCUCAAAGCCAGGGGCAAACACGCGCUAGUCUACCGCAACGUGUUCCACGCGGCAUACGUGGUGGCCAAAAAUGAGGGCCUGGGGGGCCUACAGAAGGGCCUCGGGGUCGCCAUGUUCCUCCACGGAUCAAGAAAUAGUAUUCGAUUAGGCACGUAUCAGUAUCUAAACAGGAGGGGUUUUCUGACCGACGCCAACGGCAAAGUGGUGUUCCACAAGUGCGCCCUCGGUAGCGCCUUUUCCGGAGGUUUGGGCGCGUUCUGUGCGAGCCCUUUGUUCCUCAUCAAGACGCAGAUCCAGUCCCAAGCAGCAGAGGGCAUAGCCGUAGGCCACCAGCACAGCCAUCGCAACGCCGUCGCGGCCAUUGGAGCGAUUUACUCUAGGGAUGGGAUAAAGGGCCUUUGGAGGGGGGCAAACGCGACGGUACUGAGGGCCCUGGUGGGCUCCUCGGUUCAACUGACCAGUUUCGCCAUGUUUAAGGAUUCCCUCAGGGAACUGCAAAUCUUUCAAGCGAAUCCGCUAUUAACGUCGCUAGUGUCUAGUUUAGUGAGCGGCGCUUUUCAGACCAUUGCCAUGAACCCUUUCGAUGUGGUCUCGACGCGCCUUUACAACCAAGGCGUCAAUUCGCAGGGUAAGGGACUGCUCUACGACGGUCUCUUGGACUGUUUCUUUAAAAUUUGGCAAACGGAAGGUGUCUAUGGAUUUUACAAGGGAACGAUCGCCAACUACAUGAGGCUGGGGCCGCAUUCGGUGGUCAUUUUGGUCCUUUGGGACGUCCUCAAGGAUCUGCAGAAUCGAUACCUCGACGCACAGGACAUAUGACGCAUUUAAAUAUUUAAAGCUUAUUUAUUAAAUUAUUUGU
Cylas formicarius (sweet potato weevil) is the source of this 1532-nucleotide messenger RNA. Its product is annotated as solute carrier family 25 member 35-like. The record is from RefSeq and is a predicted model, not a curated record. NCBI's taxonomy places the organism in Eukaryota, Metazoa, Arthropoda, Insecta, Coleoptera, Brentidae. The transcript has 4 exons. Bases 578 to 1492 code for a protein of 304 amino acids.